Penicillium taxi is the source of this 735-nucleotide messenger RNA. RefSeq lists its product as uncharacterized. NCBI's taxonomy places the organism in Eukaryota, Fungi, Ascomycota, Eurotiomycetes, Eurotiales, Aspergillaceae. The transcript has 2 exons. The record is from RefSeq and is a predicted model, not a curated record. Bases 1 to 735 code for a protein of 244 amino acids.
AUGGCUUUGGACCCAAUUACUCCGAGACAAUAUAGCAUAAUAGUCUCCGCCAAAACGCCGGGUUUCAAUGAAGAAGGCAAUCAGAAAUUUCCCGCGGUGGAAAAAGACUUUGCAGCGUCGAAAUCGCAAAAACUGCAAGACUCAAUCAAUCCAAAUACCGACUCCCUUCUCAUUGCCUCACCAUAUGAAGAGCUGCCGCAUCUAUUGGAUCUAAAAUCUUUAGAUACUCAAAGCCGGCUACUGGCACUAGCACUGUCAUAUUUAAAGCCUAUUCGAAACGACUAUGCCACAGCAGAAUACCUAGAUUCCUUCAAUUGGAACGAAGUCUUCGAUCUCGUCCGGACUUUCUCGGAAACUGAGGGACACCAAUGGAAGUCACAGUCAUUUUAUGUUGUUUCUUUCCGAUCAAGGCUACAGCCAAAUGUGGAUCAGGAUUAUCUCACAGACCUAGAUGCUUAUUCGCAUCAGGAGGCUGUUGCUAGUGGUGGAUUGUUGAAGUAUUGGUUCGGUACUAAGAAUGAACAGCGGCAGAAUCUCGCAACCUGUAUUUGGCGCAAUCGAAAUGAUGCCCGUCUGGGAGGUCGCGGGCCAUGGCACGCAAAAGCGAGACUGGCAGCCCGAGAGCUGUAUGAGGAGAUUGUCUUCUCGACCCUGAAGCUAGAUAUUGAAGAUGAAGCAAAGUCCUGGAAGCUGAGUGAGUGGAAAGAUAAGGAUGAUGAAAGCAUUCCCGCUUGA